AUGUGCUGCGGGUCGUCUUCGUUCGUUGGUCGUCCCGUGAGGAAGCCGUGCAAGCUGCGGCUUGGCUUGAAGAGUUUCCAGGCUCAGAGGGGCCACUCGAAGUUCCGAAGCCAUCCUCCACGCGCCAUGGCCAUGCGGAGCGUGGCCGGGGGCCUGCGGAGCGCCCUGGGUCUGUUUCUGGCCUUGGCCGUCCAUCCGGGCGAGGCCUCCAACUCGUCGUCGAGCUGUUCGGGCUGCGACAUUGAGGACUGGAACGACGAGAAGUUCGCGCAGUGCAACUUCUGGGGUGACCCCCACAUCACCUCCAGCUACGGCGAUUUGGGCUCCUUCGACUUUCAGGGCCUCGGCCUGUGGAAGGCGUCCGUGUCCAGUGCCUGCGGAUACAAAUUCCAGGUCAACGCCUUUACGUGCCGAUAUACUCCGCAGCUCUGGAGCAACAGCAUCACGCGUUACCUGGCCAUCCAGAUCGGCGACAAGAUCAUUUACGUCAAUAACACCAAUGUAGGUGGCAGCGGUCUGGGUUUGGUGGAUGAUCCUUCUUUCAGCCUCCAAACUGCCGGCAUCAACAUUCAGAGCCCGGACAAGUGCUUCCGAAUGAACGUGAACGUAAAGCCUCUGGAUGGCGGCUCGCGCUGGUACCACAAUGUGAAGCUCCGCGUGUUCAAGCAUGCCGUUGAAAAGGAUGGCAUCUGUGGUUCAUCCGACUUGCGCGAUCAGCUCGUCUCCCACGAUGAUGCCGACGUGCUGUUCACGGAGGAGCAGCUGGCUGAGAUGUGCGGUGCCUGCACGGAGCCAAACGCGCCGGCCCCACUUGGUUGUCCUGGCUCCGACACGAGCAGUCCCGGCUGCGAGUUCAUGAGCCAGUCCACGAACCUCAACAGCUUCGAGUGCACGAAGGACAUGCUCCCGCAAGACGGGGAUGCUCCGGAUGCGGACAACCUCACCAAGUACCUCGAGCUCACCAACAACGGAGAGUAUUGUAUGGCGUAUGUCAAGACGAAAGGACGCGGUGGAAGCAACAAUUGCAAAGAGUACUGCGAGGACAUCGGCUCGAAGUGCGUGGCUGUGUGGGACCAGAUUGCCCGCACAAGCUGCAUGUUGGAUCCGGUUGACAUAUUCGAGAAGCACGGAGCCACCUGCGACCAUCGUGCAAAGCUCAGCGACAUGCUCUGCAUUUGCGACAAGCCUUCUCCGGACGACCCGUUCCCUGGCCCUCCACCGGAGCGCGUCUGCGGGGGUGCUGAGCCCUUCAACGAGGCCAAGGACCUCUGCAAAGUUUGCCUUCCGAACGCCGAGUACAGUGACAAGCCUGUGACCGAGCAAGACCAGCGGCUCCGGUCUUGCAUCCUGGACAUCUGCUCCCUCCCAGACACCGCCACGCUCGAUGACAAGAAGGCCAUCUCCGAGAACGCCUGCGAGCAAGAUCCGAUUCUUCCUCCCUCCGGCCGGAAGCUCUGCUCCUCUGGAGGGUUCUGUGAAUCCAUCUGCGGCGACAACCUCGUGUUCCCCUCCAUCGGCGUCGGUGCCUUUAAGGGUUUGGCUGACUUGGUGCCGCAGUGCCGCCUUCUGCCCCACGCUGAGGCUAGCGCUUGCCAGAGCCUCUGCAAGCCCCUCUUCGAGUCGAAGGUGGCCCCCGGGUUGCGGGGCUUCUGCGACUUCAAGGAUUCCUGCCAGGGCGAGUCCAGUUACUACUGCCCUUUACUGUGCCAGAGCCUCGAGUGCGACCAGAAUGUUCAGGAUGGAUGCUCCGGAUGCCAGGAAAGGUGUGCAGACGUUUUCGGCGAUGUUGACGACAUCCUCGAAGAGUACUGCGAAGACUGCUACUCCGUGCCCGUAGACGAUUCGGAUCUCUGCAAACGACCCGGGUUCUGUGCGGAGUACUGCAAGGGCGCCGUGAACGGCAACGAUCCCCUGGUCUUCCCAUCAGCUGACGACUGCCUUACCGUCUGCAACAGCGACGAUGGGUACGACCGCAUCAUCAGCACCGUCGAAUCCAAGUUCUGCCCAAGUGACAUUUCCGGGAAGACUGCGAAUCAGAUUUGCAAGGGAGGCCUCUGCAGGAUUCCUGGCAAGCGCAGGGCGUGCUUCGGUCCGUGUGCCAACGCGCUCUUGGACAGCACGGGUUCUGCGGUGCCAUUUGCGACAUCGGCUUCGCUGGUGCUAGAUGUCGAGACGACUGCGGACGUUGGCCUCCUGCAGUCCCGGUCGUAUGCCCUGCAACCGGACGUGGAGACGGAGAGCAGCGAGCUGUCUGCAGGCAGCAAGUCCUUCUACUGCAAGAGGCUCUGCGACGACGGCCUCAAGAUGAAAGGGAAUCGCGAGCCCGCUUGCAUCCAGGGCUGUCUGCAGAAGUUCUCUCAAGUCGUAAGCGUCCUGGAGAGCUACGAAGGGAAGUGCCCCGAUUGCAAGGCCAGCGUCGCUCCUGAUGUCCGAGGCGAUGACGACAGAAGGGACGAUGACAAAAAGCGGGACGAUGACAAGAGAAGGGAUGACGACAAGAAGAGGGACGAUGACAGGAAGAAAGAUGAUGACAAGAAGAGGGACAGCUUGUGCACACUUGGCUGCCUGUGUAAAGGCCGAGGCCGUACCAGUCAGGGUUGUACUUUCACCUCACUGCUUCAAGCUAUUGCACAGCCUGACAUGCAAAUGAAGGACGAUGACCGCAAGAAAGAUGAUGACAAGAAAAAGGACAGCUUGUGCAAGCUUGGCAGUCUGUAUGAAGGCCCUUGUCCUUCCAUUCAGCUUGAUUGUGACUCCUGCCUAGUUCUUCGUUUGCCAAGCCUGACGACUGUGUCAUGGGGGAAUGUCCGCGCAAUGCAGGACGAUGACAGGAAGAAAGAUGAUGACAAGAAGAAGGACUGCUUGUGCAAGUUUGCAAAAGCCUAG
Molecule: messenger RNA, 2886 nt
Organism: Symbiodinium sp. CCMP2592
Lineage: Eukaryota; Dinophyceae; Suessiales; Symbiodiniaceae
Source: the annotation of a GenBank genome assembly